GGAGGACUUGGGGCAGCUGCUCCGCUACGGUUUUCCGAGGAGCCGGCUGGCGGCCCUUUCCCCGCCUCCCUUUUCUUCCCCUCCCAUUGAGUGAUUCAAGCCGUGCGCUUCCCACUUCCGCCCCCUCUGCCUGCCAUUGGAACUAGCAAAGCUGAGCAAGUUGCGACCGCCGAACUGCUGGCACUCCCCUUCUCUUUCUCGCCUCGUCUUCCUCUCGCCUUUUUCUUUUCUUCUUUUUUCCCUUUUUUGGGGCCGCCACCUCCGCGAGGCCUCGCGACCGCCGAGCCCGAAGCUCACGCCGCGGCCAACAUGAGCUUCUUGUUUGGUAGUCGCUCUUCCAAAACUUUUAAACCAAAGAAGAACAUCCCAGAGGGGUCUCACCAGUAUGAGCUCUUAAAGCAUGCAGAAGCCACACUUGGCAGUGGCAACCUCAGAAUGGCUGUCAUGCUUCCUGAGGGGGAAGAUCUAAAUGAAUGGGUUGCAGUUAACACUGUGGAUUUCUUCAAUCAGAUCAACAUGCUUUAUGGAACCAUCACAGACUUCUGUACAGAGGAGAGUUGUCCGGUGAUGUCAGCUGGACCAAAAUAUGAGUAUCAUUGGGCAGAUGGAACAAAUAUAAAGAAACCUAUCAAAUGCUCUGCACCAAAGUAUAUUGAUUACCUUAUGACUUGGGUCCAGGACCAGUUGGAUGAUGAGACAUUAUUUCCAUCAAAAAUUGGUGUUCCAUUCCCAAAGAAUUUUAUGUCUGUGGCAAAGACUAUACUUAAACGUCUUUUUAGGGUUUAUGCUCAUAUUUAUCACCAACAUUUUGAUCCUGUGAUCCAGCUGCAGGAGGAAGCACAUCUUAAUACAUCUUUCAAGCACUUUAUUUUUUUUGUCCAGGAGUUCAACCUUAUUGAUAGAAGAGAACUUGCUCCACUCCAAGAACUGAUUGAAAAACUCACUUCGAAGGACAGAUAAAAAGGAUGCAGAGCUGUGGAAAUUGUUCUUCAAUUGAAGCUGUGUGGAGUGUAUUUGGGUUUUGCUAUAUUUUGUUUUUUUCUGGGUUGUUUUUAUCUUAGGUUUGGGGGGCUUGUUUGGGUUUCCUUUUCUUUAUUACGAAUAUAUGAAACCAUAUUCUACUGCUAGAGGAAACCAAGAACCAUUCUCUACAUUUGAAAAGGUGUGAAUUUUGUCUUAGCAGCAUACAGUAUUAUUUUUAACCUUGUUUUGGUUACUUGAAGAGUUUUUAAUAAUAUUGUGUGCUAGAAGAAAAUGCUUUCUGACUGAACUGCUAAUGGUUGGGUUCUGUGUUGUGUAAAUUGUGGCCCAUUUUGAAGUCCCCAAAAGACAUGUUUUUAAAGUGCCUUGGCAGGCCCACUUCUGAGGUGCAAAGCACAGACAUAGGACUGAGCAGGGCUCAAAAUAAUAUUAGGAUUACUACCCAGGGCACUUACUGGUGCAAGUUGUAAAAUAAUCUAUGAUAAAAGCCAUAGUUGACCUAAGUUGGUGAUCUCCAGCUUUUACUACAUUGAAGAAACAUAAUUUGUAAAGGUGUGCAUGUAGAACAUAAAAAUUAGUAUUUCUUAAUUAUUUUUGAUAUUGAUGGUAAUAUAUUUCUGUUCAACAAAUGCUUAAAGUUCUAUGAGCAGAUAUUUUCCAUCUCUUGAUAUCUGUGAUAUUGAAACUUGAGGAUUUUGAAAUGUAAUACCUAUUGCAUUUUGACUUCUUUCUACAUGUUAACUGCACUGUAGGUGUAAAACUUCAGGUUAUAUUAGGAUUGCCAUCUUCAGAGGUGAUGUUAAACUGUGAGGUUUCUUAGCAAUUGCCAAAUGAGCCAUAAGUCUACAGAAUCCCCUUCUGUUUCAAAGAGGAGGGGAUUGAAGCGUGUUUGGUUGGGAAGGGGUUAAUUUCUGUGAGGAGUUAGGGAUGGAAUUAAGUGGGGAGUCAAGUUCUAGAAAGUCCCAUUUUAAAAAUCUUUGAAUAGAACAGUGUGAAGAUUUUAAUCAAUUAUUUUUAAACAGAGUCUUAGAGAUUUUUUUUUUUUUAGGAAUCAGCUUCCAUGAGAAGUUAAAAAUAAAUCAUUAAUUUUAGGUACAGACAUUAAACAUUGAAUUUAAGGACUUUAGGGAAAUUAAUCACUUUGUAGCAUUUCCAUUCAGUGAAUGGAGCUAGUAUUUGCCUAUCAUUUUAAAAUGAUAUAGUACUUUUGCUUAUUAUAGGCCCAGAUAGAAGCAUUCUGACUUCUGGUUUUUCCACUGUGAAAAAAAUCAUUUCUUUACAGUGAUAUCAAACAACAAAAAUGCUCAUCAUUCAAUAGUUAUUUUUAAAUUUUAUUUGUCAUGACUUUCUAGUGAAUUAUUACCACCAGUAAGUUUAAAAACAUAGUUUUUAGAAUAAAUAUUAAUUUGCUUCACUUCAGAUUUGUUCUUGAGAUUGAGAAAUACCUUUUCAAACUUUGUUUUAAUUUGACAUAUUUUGGUAAAUCUGCUUCCUUCAGUUAGAACUAUAUACCCUUCUCUUGGUAGAAACAUACCUUUUUCCUAAAAUAGAAGAGAAUAGAAAUGCUGCUCUGGAAUUGUGUAGAUUACAAAGGCUUUGUGGACAAAAAUCUAAAAUGAAAUAAAUUUAUUUGUUUUAUUAACAAGAAGAACAGUGAUACAAUUUAAUGCCCUUACAAUUAUGAUCACAAGGGAACUGCCUUUUUCUCCAUUUCAUUUCUAGCAGUUAUUCACCAAGUACCAAUAGUAGAAGUAAUGGAAGAUCUUGGCAGGGGUAAAUAUAUUGGACAUUUAUUGGUGAUGCUUAUUAAUAAACUGCACUGAGAGCUAGCUGACUUCCUUAAAACAAAUAUUUCAGUGUACAAAUAGACAAUAUGAAUCAUUAUGGGUUGAUUCAGAAAUAAAAUUGGGUGUCAUGAGUUUUGAGUCCUAUCUAUGUGGGAAAUGAAAGACACAAUUACUCAAAACUUUUCCAUAUUGCAUUUGACUUUUUAUCAUCCUAUAACAAAUGGGUUGCAAUAGUCAUGUGUGGAGAGAAUAAUAGAAAGUUGUUCUGAAUCUUUUAAACCUUACAUAGUUGUACACUGUAAAAAUGGAAAAAUAUAACUCUAAUAUUUGAUAGUAGUAUUUACCUUUCCACAGUACGUAGAUAGAAGUUUGUUUUCACUGUGCCAGAAUCUCAGGUACCUGUGUCUGAGUGUUCACUUAACAAGUUAUUGGGAAACAAGGAGAUAUGUAUGUGUGUAUAUAUGAUAAUGAAGUAUAAAGUUCUCCCAGAGAGAAGCCUGGCAUUGUACAUGGUGUUAGAUGGUUACAAGUAAGGAAACACCAAAGCCAGUAAGAAAGAACUGAUUCUAUUAAAAAGUUACUUUGACUUGUUGAUUCCUAUGAGAGUUAGACACCCUUUAUAAAAUAAGGAUCAAAGCUUGAUUUUUGAAGCAGACUUGCUUACAAAAGUCUAUUAUAUUCUUUUCAGAUUUCUUUAUUUAAUUAAAAAUAGCCAAGACAAUUAUUUCCCCUUGCUGUUUAUACAGAGCUACAAAGAAGUUGUUUUUCUCAUCCUUUGAUAAAAGCAUCCUAUAAAAUGUAAAGUAGUAAGUUAACAUAGUAUUAUUGUCACUCAUGAUGUUUUGGUUAAAAUGUUGAUAUGAAGCACAUUUUAGGAAUUAUUUUAAAUGAUGGAGUAAUGGUGGUGGACAUAUGAUAACAAAAAGAGUAAACAGUUUUUAGUUAGCAGUAGAUGGUACUACUGGCUUUCAUUAUUCCAUUUUCCAUAAAAACCAUGGUAUUGAACUAUACUAAAAUAGUAAGCAUGUAUUAGUUAGCUGGUUAUCAUCCUAUAACAAAUGGGUUGCAAUAGUCAUGUGUGGAGAGAAUAAUAGAAAGUUGUUCUGGAUCUUUUAAACCUUACAUAGUUGUACACUGUAAAAAUGUCAGUAUACCUUAAAAUGAAAGAUUUAGAUUUCUGUCUCUUUCUACUUUCCCUGUGUUAGUUAUUUGUAAAUUCUAAAUGGUCAGCAUAAAAUGUAUUAAAUAACUGAAGAUAUGUAUAAUAUAUUUCAGACUGAAUUAUUUCCUCCACUAUCAGGAUGGAUAAAGCACUGCAAUCUCUUUAUCAGGAAAUAGAGAUGAUGUGUUAUUUUGCAUAUGUAAUCUCCAGACUCCAUUUUAUGUAUGGAUAUUUUCCUUGCUUGUAGGAAAAUAGAAAAAGGACAGAUUUCUUUUACAGCUUUGUCUACACCCUCUCUGAGAGAGGUUUUGAUAACCACUGAAAUAGUAGAAUAUGUGCCAUACAAUAUUAUGGUGUAGAACUUUCUUUUAAAAUGAUUGUCAUACCUUAACAUCCAGUGAGAGUUGAUCUUCAGAGUAGUUCCCUUGGGAGCGCUACUUAUUCCAGCUAUGCUACAAAAGUGUAAUGUUUUUGGAAUUCCUUUAGAGAUGCCAGGAGAACUGGCUUGUAACUAUGCAAGAAAAUCAAUUUCAUCAUCUUUUUUGGCAGCUUAAUAUUUAUCUGUCCUAAUCUCCAAACCAAGUCUAACAACUUGGCUGUUCUAUGAGAACUAAGCCAACAGGGAAAUUCAAAAGAAUGUGUCAUAGGAUCUGACUCUGCAGAAGAGAAUGUUUUAACCAUUAACUGCAUCAUUGAAUAAAGGAAUUAUUUUCCUAAUGUGACUAUUUUGAAGUGGACAGUAUCAUUUGGAUGUAUAGAUUUAAUUUUCUAAAUUUAGUUGAAUUACUUUAUAUUUAAAUAUAAUACUAUUUUUAAAAAAAUCCCAGAGCUUCCUUUAGAACUUACUUUUUAUUUUUUAUUUCUUUUCCUGAAAACUUUUGAAUUCCAUCUUGACUAUUAUAGGAUAGUUUUGAUCAAAUGGAUAGUAUGGAAAAAUGAAUCCAGUGUUUAAAAUAGCAGUAGUUUAAGGAAACAGACUCUUUACCUCCAUUCUUUUUUUUUUUAAACAUGUUUUCAUUUAAGUUAACAGUCUGACUUUAAAGACUAGAGGUUGUGUGCAAAGAAAUUGGAACGUUUUAUGUAUUAAUUAUGCUAGAUUUUAAGUCUGUCAGAAAUAAUAUAUUUAGAAUUUUAUAACUAUUUCACAUAUAAUUUUUAACCUUAAAGUUUGACUUGUUUUGAAAAGAUGGGGGCCAAAAUAUAUUUGUAAUUUUGAAAUGUGACUGCAUACAAUCAUAUUUUGAAACUUACUUAGAAUAUUAAAGAAUAUGCCAAUUCUUAGAAACACAGAAGAUCUACACUUUAAGGACCAUUUCUAAAAUAAUUAAAAUGACAAAAAGAGUUUUAUCAUUAUGUUAAGAUUUACCAUAGGAAUCACUGUUGUUCAGCUAUCAGCUUAAUUGUGUAUGAGAUGAUACAUGGCUAGAGGUAAAGCUAUCUCAAGAUUUAAUGAACAAGUAUAAUUAGAACAUGUAACAAAAUUCUGACUGCAGAUGAUUUGAAUUUUAAAACUUUCCUAAUAAGUUAAUAAAAGCAAAUUUGUUUUGAAAACAUAACAGUGCAUUCCAUGUCUGCCACUCAUGGCUGAACUUUAUUUAGACAAAAGAGAAAAAAUAGAUUAAAAUAGGGGUACUCAAUUUUAUAAGCAUAAUGCAAGUCUAUUUGCAAAUAGUGUUAUAUAAUAGAAAACUCUGGACUAUAAUUCUCAAAGACAGAUAGUGAAAUCACUGGCCUUUUCUAGCGGUAUGUUUUCCUAUUCUCCAUCUUCUGUUUGAGACAUAUAUACACACAUAACAAGAAAACAAAGCAGUUAGGUUGACUUUGUAGGUCUUCAUUGUUAGUGAUUCUUUAGUGCUUACUGUCAGAAUAUAGGUUUCUGUUUGUUUUGGUUGACAGCUUUCUUUAAAUUAUGUCACUGAAAAGGAUAUUAGUUGUAUAAAAUCAAACAAAAUAUUUAAUUUUUAUUAUUAUUAAAUUUUACAGGUGGAUGUUUCUUACAGGUUUUUGCUUUUAUUUUUUUCUGAAAUACUUAAUUGUGCAGAUUGUAAAACAGAUUUGUGUAUUUUCAUUUAGGAACACUUUUCUCCUUAAAUUGUUCUGCAGAAAUGACUAUUUUUAGGGAAAAUAGUUUUUUAUAGCCACUAAAUUGUAUUUGUUAUUUUUGUACAUGCAUAACCAGGGUGGUGAGGAAGUAAUAUUUUAUGGAAUACUUUUGUUCUAUUUGGAUUUUUCCUAUACAUUUAUUACUUAAAAUUAUCACUAAGAACAGUGUCAUGAAAUCUAGGUUGAGAGUGAAUACAGUAAAUAUGAGAACAUGUAGUUCUAAUAGAUACCAUUUCUGAAGACAAAGGGAGAAAAAUAUUGCCACUGCAAAGUAAUGGAAGUAUAAGGGCAGUGUUCACAUUGUGCAAGUAUUUAAGAGAAUGUAUAAAGACAAAAAUCUUACUUUCAUGGAUAUAAAUAGUUUCUCAAAGUAGCUGGAAGGGGAAAAAUAAUCUAAAAGACGAAAUGCAGCAUGGACGCCAUAUUGUAAACUGUGCCAAGAUUAUACAAAUUGUAGUUGUUAUUGAUCAGAGUUUAAUUAUUUCAUCAUUUUUACUUUAAUAGGGGAUAAUGAAUGUCAGAAAAUCUGUAAUGUUUUAUUUGAAAGAUGUAAAUAAUGUAUACAGACUUAUAUGUGGUGGGAUGGGGGAAGUAUUUAAAUUCUAGGUUUUUUUAAAAGGAAGAAACUGAAUGUUUAUAAGAAAAUUAAUAAAUAGUUACUAUGUUUGGCCAUGA
Messenger RNA from Ictidomys tridecemlineatus (thirteen-lined ground squirrel), 6708 nucleotides. It is a transcript of the gene Mob1b, whose product is annotated as MOB kinase activator 1B. The record is from RefSeq and is a predicted model, not a curated record. NCBI's taxonomy places the organism in Eukaryota, Metazoa, Chordata, Mammalia, Rodentia, Sciuridae.